Messenger RNA from Manacus vitellinus (golden-collared manakin), 786 nucleotides. It is a transcript of the gene TMIE, whose product is annotated as transmembrane inner ear. The transcript has 5 exons. The record is from RefSeq and is a predicted model, not a curated record. NCBI's taxonomy places the organism in Eukaryota, Metazoa, Chordata, Aves, Passeriformes, Pipridae. Bases 1 to 711 code for a protein of 236 amino acids.
AUGGCGUGGGAUCCAGGCUGGCAGCAUCUUCCCUCCUGGGUGGGAUCCUCCUCCCUCGUCCUGUCCUGCUCCCGAGCUGCCCUGGCACAGUUAAUCGAGGCCACCACGGAGCCCCCCAAGAAGAAGCCGGACCCCGUGACCUCGGAGACCGUCGUGAUCUGGGGGCUCAGGCUCUGGAUGGUGGUGGGGAUCUUUGCCCUCUUUGUCCUGGCAGUCAUUAUCACCCUGUGCUGCAUCUUCAAGUGCCGGAUCCCGCGCACCAAGAAGGAGAUCGAGGCGCGCUACGCCCAGCGCCAGGCGGCCAAGAACUACGCCGACAAGCUGGACACUGUGCCACCCCUCAACGAGCUCACCGAGAUCCCUGGAGCUCAGGCUGCAGAAGAAAAAAAGGAAGAAGUUCCCACUGUGUCUGGAAAAGUGGACAAGGCUCAGGGGAAGAAAGAUGAAUCCAAAAGCACCAAGAAGAAGGACGGGGAGAAGGAGCAGAAAGAAGGAUCCAAGAAAGAAGGGAAGGAUGGGGCCAAAAAGAAAGAGGGAGAAAAGGGAGAAAAGGGAGGAAAAGGAGAAAAGGGAGGGAAAGAAGAAAAGGGAGGAAAUGACAAGAAACAAGGGGGUGGGAAGAAGGAAUGUGAAGCAGGAAAAGCAGGAGGAGGCAGCAAAAGCAACGGGAAGGCUGCUGGGAAUGCCAAGGCCCCAGCAAAGAAGAAGUGACCUCGCUGGCAGACAGGGCUGGCACUUUUUUGGGAGGACAAAUUCCUGUGGGAGGAGAGCUGGGAGAAGCCAGGA